AUGGUUACUGGGCUCCUGCCACUCAAUAAAUGGCGCGAAAGGUUUGUGAGACCACUUAAGACGCCUGACCGCCGGACUUCUCUCGUUGACUCCGCUCUCUCUCUCUCUCAAGGAAAAAUGGGGAAACAGAACAGCAAGCUGACCCCUGAGGUGAUGGAGGACCUGGUGAAGAACACAGAGUUUAACGAACACGAGCUGAAGCAGUGGUACAAGGGAUUCCUGAAGGACUGCCCCACCGGCCGGCUCAACUUGGAUGAGUUCCAGCAGCUCUAUGUCAAGAGGGGCGAGGGGCUGGGGGUAGUUUCGCCAUCCAUCCAUCCGUUCAUCCAUCCAUCCGUUCAUCCAUCCAUCCAUCCAUCUAUCCAUCCAUCCAUCCAUCCAUCUAUCUGUCCAUCCAUUAAUUUGUCCAUCCAUCCAUCCAUCCAUCCAUGCAUCCAUCCAUACGUUUUAUGCCUAUUUUAA
Menidia menidia (Atlantic silverside) is the source of this 462-nucleotide messenger RNA. Lineage: Eukaryota; Metazoa; Chordata; Actinopteri; Atheriniformes; Atherinopsidae. The record is from the annotation of a GenBank genome assembly.